This is a messenger RNA of Lycium barbarum (goji berry), 1144 nucleotides long. Its product is annotated as pelargonidin 3-O-(6-caffeoylglucoside) 5-O-(6-O-malonylglucoside) 4'''-malonyltransferase-like. The transcript has a single exon. The coding region runs from base 557 to 1066 and encodes 169 amino acids. NCBI's taxonomy places the organism in Eukaryota, Viridiplantae, Streptophyta, Magnoliopsida, Solanales, Solanaceae. The record is from RefSeq and is a predicted model, not a curated record.
CUUCUCAUUGUAAGGAAGGAUGAUACAAAACUAGUCAACCUACAUUCAUUUUAAAAUAAGGCUUAUACAUUAAUAUAAGUUACUUAAAUGCAAUUUGGAACUGGAUUAUAACUCUAGAGGUGAAAAAAUUAUUCAUUCUUCUCUCCAAUUUGUUCAUAUGUUUUCCUCUUUAAAUAUCGAAACUACUUACGAAAAAUCCUGCGUACGCCAUGCACCAGUACUGUUCCACUACUUGCCGAGUAGUGGGUGGAAAAGGAAAGAAAAUACCGAAAGAUGUAAUAAGUUGCAAAAAUCUUUGGCGGAGAUGUUAGCCUAGUUUUACCCUCUAGCAGGGAGAUAUAGAAAAGAUGACUUGUCAAUUCAUUGCAAUGAUGAAGGCGUUGAGUAUGUCGAAACCAAAGUCAACACGGAUCUUGCUGAAUUUCUCCAUGAAGGACCCAAUAACAUUGAGCUUUUCGAUGAUCAUCUUCCAUGGCGUGUUCCUCCGAUAAGAGAUCUGUCGUCAAGUCCAUUACUUGGAAUCCAAGUGAACAAAUUCAAUUGUGGAGGACUAGUCAUGGCGAUACAAAUUUCACACAUCUUAGCGGAUGGUUUCACAUUAGGAACAUUUGUCAACGAAUGGGCGCACAUUAACAAAACAGGGACAACAAAAGGUUGUGUCCCGAGUUUUGGUCAGUUGUCAUCACUCUUUCCUGCAAGAGUGCUACCAGAACCUCAGUUCUCACUACCUUCCAACAUGAGUGCUAAGAUUGUCACAAGGAGGUUUAUGUUUGAUGCAUUGGCAAUAGCAGAGCUCAAAGACAAAAUCGACUCAAAUAGUGUCACAGUGGCGAAAUCUACUAGAAUGGUGUCUGUUAUGGCGUUAAUAUGGAAGGUUCUUACGAGCAUUUCCUCAGCCAAACAUGGACAUUCAAGGGACUCAACUUUAAUAGUUGCAAUGAAUUUGAGGGGGAAAACAAAGUUACCAUCUUUAGAACAUGCUCUAGGGAAUUUCUGUGCGGCUGGAUUUCCCACUCGAGGCAAACCAUGUUUGGGUGUGCAAACAAAGUAUCACAUUUGUAGCUGAAAAGAAAAAAGAGCUACUUAUAUGGUGUUGGAUACUCUUAAUGAUGUGAGUCCUUUUAGGGAAAACCGUGCGGGCUUG